Molecule: messenger RNA, 399 nt
Organism: Histoplasma capsulatum G186AR
Lineage: Eukaryota; Fungi; Ascomycota; Eurotiomycetes; Onygenales; Ajellomycetaceae
Exons: 2
Coding region: 1-399 (132 amino acids)
Source: RefSeq, a predicted model, not a curated record
AUGAUUUAUUUGGGACUCCCUUCUUGGUUGGAUUUUUCGCAGCGCAGAGCAGACAGCGUCGGUGAGGAUAGGACAUGGGAGGCUGGUAACUUCCCAAGUUCUCCCCCUGACUCUUCGCCUCCUGAUCAUAAUGACGAAACGCAAAGGAAUGAACGCUGUCCGUAUCACGAUAAAGAUCUUACCUACAUACAUGCACAGGCACCUUCCGACUGCAUACAUCCCCAGUUUGAAACUGGUGGCGGUCAGCUCCUCCAGAACAUCACCAAAAAAGGAAAAAAAGAAAAAAAGGCCUGCACGAUGACAAUCGGGUCAGCCAGCGGUGAUAAGAAAAAUAAAAAGUUGGCCGUAUUCCUCUCAAUCCCAUCUUCCGACCCACGCCGGAUUUACAAGGGUUGGUAG